GGGACCCGGACGUCAAUCGGGCACAGGCGCGCGGUCGCCUCCUCCACCACCACCACAGCCGCCGUCUCCGCCGUCUCCUCAUCCAUCGUCCUCCUCCAUCGCCCUCCUCCUCCUUCUUCUUCCUCGCUCGGCGCACAGUUUCCCUCCUCGCCGGCCCGCCACCGAGAGUUGUAACGUGUGUGCGUUACGUGUGUUAGUGUGUGUGUGUGUGUGGUUUCGUGUCUCUCACUAAACCUCCGUCGCCUCGCCGGGAGUCCCACGAUGGGUAACGAGAGCAGCUACCCACUGGAAAUGUGCUCCCAUUUUGACGCAGACGAGAUCAAGCGUCUGGGCAAGCGUUUCCGCAAAUUGGACCUGGACGGCUCGGGUUCACUAAGCGUUGAAGAGUUCAUGUCGCUGCCUGAGCUCCAACAGAACCCGCUCGUCCAACGCGUCAUAGACAUCUUUGACACAGAUGGCAACGGGGAGGUGGAUUUUAAAGAGUUUAUUGAAGGCGUGUCACAAUUCAGCGUAAAAGGGGAUAAAGAUCAAAAACUACGCUUUGCAUUCAGAAUUUACGACAUGGACCGAGAUGGCUACAUCUCCAACGGGGAGCUCUUCCAGGUGCUCAAGAUGAUGGUGGGAAACAACCUGAAGGACACACAGCUGCAGCAGAUUGUUGACAAGACCAUCAUCAAUGCCGACAAGGAUGGCGACGGGCGGAUAUCUUUUGAGGAGUUCUGCGAGGUUGUUGGCGGUAUGGACAUCCACAAGAAGAUGGUGGUGGAUGUUUGAAGUCUCCGCCCAUCCUCCUUCAUCUUCCCCUCUCGCUGGCCUGCCAGGGAGCUGCACCCUGCUGCCCACUGCUAGUAUUGCGCGUCCCUCUCUCUUGCAGAAGUCCCCAUUCUGGGGCUUGGUGAGAUCUCAUUCAGCAGACAGGGUUCCCCCCCCGCCCCCCCUCUUGUAACGCAUAUCCACAAAACAAGCUUCACGUCGCGUCGGUGGCCACAAACGUACCCCCGCGUCCACGCGGACGAAUUGAUGCAUGCAAAUAUUAGCAAGCGUUGAGCGGCUGGUCAAUUAGUCCUUCAUCCUGACAUUCAGAUUGGUGCACAGCAUCAGAUAUUGGUGUUCUCAUAAGGGAAGUCUUAAAAUCCCAUUGUCAGCGUAUGACAAGUGGAUUGUUAUUAGUUGCGCAUUAUUUUUUUUAAUGGAGAGAGGAAACAAUGGCUGUGUUUGGCGAUGUUAACUUUCAAAAAUAAUUACCAAUCAUAUUGCUGUGAGAAGUGGGCCAUUGCGUUGGUUGCAAGUGUUAAGAGUAGGUGGCAUAUUCUGAACUUUGUCCGUGUUCGUAGGGUUGUGUGCGUUGAUUUGGGCGGUGAACCAUGCGCAUGGCAGAAGGUCGCAUUUAAAAAUAAAACCGGUGGCUUUUUAUAAAUGAUGCGGUGUAUGCCGUAUACACAUCUGCGUCACUUGGCAUGUGUAAAGUAGGACAUUUUUCUUUGCCGUUUCAUGAAAUGCUGUUAACUGGGAAUGACUCAAGUCAGUUCCAUCUGAGAAGUGUUUACUUCCUGUUACAUGCAAGGUUUACUUCCGUGUCACAAAAAAGUGUUUAACUUUUUAAACAAGGCAGCAUCAAUUAUUUUUGAUAGGGGCAUUAUAAUAAAAGCCUUUGUUACAGCUUUGCUCAUAUUUCCAUGCGCAAAAUAUUUUUAUUAUUAUUUGGUACGCAUAGCUUUGUGUCAGGGGGUCAAACGAUAAUUGGGAGUCAAAGGAAUCCACAUAGUAAUUUCCACAGUCUUAAGUAUUUGGUGGUGUUAAUUUCAUAAAUGUGAAUUGCUCCAAUGUGGAGCAUGCCAAUUUCAGAUACCUCUGUUGGCCACAUCUGGUGUGAGGGACUUUGGAAAUGUGAUGCAGAUAUCUUUACGCUCCUUGCAUGAGGCCUAAGAUGUGUCUCUUGACGGUCCACGGUGUCCGCUGCUGGUUUCGUUAGACAAAAACCAAACGAAGAAGAAAAAACAAACAAACGUGCUAAAUCUUUUGUGGCAUCAAAACAACAUGUGCAGUGUUGUACCACUGUUGUGUUGUGUGUGCUCCGUUGUAAAGUGGAAGGCUUUCAUAAUUUUGUUCAAUUCACUUAGUACUGUCUCGUAGUGUGUAUAGUUCCGUGAUUAAUAAUGUUGCGCAAGUUUAUUGUAUACUGUGCACUCGAUUGUUUCUCUGGUUGGUGCUGUCGGGGAAGACUUGCAUGGUCUUAAAGUUCUGGGAACGCGGGGGUCAUUCCGUCAAAAAAAAACUAGAUUCAGGAGAUGGGCCACAAAGGGAGGCUUGCUGCACCAGUAUUCCUGCCAAGCAAGGUAUUUUCAUGUUAUAACUGCUGUGGUCUAUACAGGUGAAGCAACCUUUUAAGUGAUUGCUAUGGCCAUUUCAAAUUUUCAGUGACAUUUCAGUUUGAUAAAAGAUUAAAAACACCACAUUGACUCCGUACCAAAAUGAGUUAUGUAAUGGCUUUACAUGACCGUUUUAAGGCUGCAAUUCUACAAUAUAUGUCCACACCCUUU
Lethenteron reissneri (Far Eastern brook lamprey) is the source of this 2540-nucleotide messenger RNA. Its product is annotated as calcineurin subunit B type 1. The record is from RefSeq and is a predicted model, not a curated record. NCBI's taxonomy places the organism in Eukaryota, Metazoa, Chordata, Hyperoartia, Petromyzontiformes, Petromyzontidae. Gene Ontology annotation, molecular function: calcium ion binding.